Sinocyclocheilus grahami is the source of this 1012-nucleotide messenger RNA. Its product is annotated as prefoldin subunit 2-like. NCBI's taxonomy places the organism in Eukaryota, Metazoa, Chordata, Actinopteri, Cypriniformes, Cyprinidae. The coding region runs from base 94 to 540 and encodes 148 amino acids. The transcript is spliced from 4 exons. Gene Ontology annotation, biological process: protein folding. The record is from RefSeq and is a predicted model, not a curated record. Gene Ontology annotation, cellular component: prefoldin complex.
UACAGCCAGAGCGGUAAUUUCAGUCAGGAGUGUCGCGGUCAGCCCCUCAUGUGACCAUAGGGGUCCUGACUGCGAUGUUGUGUGCAGUUCAUCAUGGCGGCGAACAGCAGCAACAGCACGAGCGGUAAAAGCGGCGGAAAGCAGCCCGCUCCGUCUGCUGAGCAGGUGGUGGCUACUUUCCCUCAUAUGACCCCUUUAAUAUCUUGUUGUAAACUUCCUCUUCGCAGCCUCGUCAUUGAGACGCUAAAGGAAGUCGAUCCGUCGCGGAAGUGCUUUCGUUUGGUGGGCGGCGUGCUCGUGGAGAGGACGGUCAAAGAAGUCCUGCCUGCGUUAGAAAACAAUAAAGAACAGAUCACGAAGAUCGUGGAGUCGCUUAACACACAGAUGCAGGCGAAAGGGCGGGAGCUGACGGAGUACCGCGAGCGCUACAACAUCCGAUUAGUCGGAGAGGACGACAAACAGAGCAAAGCGGACGCCAGUCCAGCCAAAGAGAGCGAAGGAGGAGGCUCGAAAGGAGGCGCCGGCGUGCUCGUCUCCUAGUGGAUUUGUCUUUAAACGCUGGUUGGCGGAGAGACUGAGUUGGCAUGUUUCUAUUUAGUCGUACAGAUGCCAGUCAUAAAGCACGAAAGAGAGUGAAAGUCAUGCACGUUUUGUACGUUCAUAACAUUAAAACACAACGGCACAUUUGCAGCCGAAUGCAUCGGCUAAAUUGUUUGCCAUUAUUUGCUUUUCAGUCCAGUUUAGUCAACAAGCGUGUCGUUUCAUGUUUAAACGGACUGCAUAAAUUCUCUAUAUUCAAAAUGGUUUUGAGACUUGACUUUGGCUUUCCUCCAGCUUUGGGAAGACGUGAUAUUUAGUCAUAUUUGGUGCGGAGUGAAACGAGCGACUUGUCUCGUACCCUGGACCUCUGACUGUUGACCGCAGCUCGGCUCCAUCGUUUAUCAUGUCACGACUGUUAUGUUUGUUUUGUUUUUGUGAUUGUUUCGGUUAUUGAAUUAAAAAUACAAAAGUC